AUUUAAUUUUAUGUAACUUUAAUUUAAAACAAAUAUUUAGAUUUUGAUAUUAAAUAUGAAAUUCUUAAUAGCAUUGAUGUGUGGAUUGGUUUGUAUUGUGAGCGCAGACUAUCCUAUAGAGGACUAUAAAGCGGUCGCAAAGUCCCGGAACUUCACGGGGAAAGUGAUUCUCGUGACCGGUUCCUCGUCGGGAAUCGGAGAGGGAAUCGUUAAACUGUUCUCAAUAUUAGGGGCUAAUGUUGUGGUCACCGGAAGAACAGCUCCAGAUGUUCAACGAGUAGCCAAAGAAGUUCAGGAAUUAUCGCCAUUAAAAUUGAAGCCAUUAGAAGUUGUUGGAGAUAUCACUAAAUCGUCAGAUGUAAAUAAUUUGAUUGAUUCUACGGUCAAAACGUUUGGCAAAAUUGAUGUAUUGGUCAAUAACGCCGGUAUAUAUCCGCAAACAAACAUCACUCAAACGGAUCUAUUAUCAGUUUGGGAUCAGGUAUUUGCCGUCGAUUUACGCGCUGUCGUAGAGCUUAUCCACCGAUCGGUUCCACAUCUGGAGAGGACUAACGGAACUAUUAUUGAUAUUUCCAGUGGCUUAUCUCUCGCACCGCUUAAAACAAUGCUUGCUUAUUGUCCGGCCAAAGCGGCUCUGGAUAUGUUGACCAAAGUAUUAGCCCUGGAAUUGGGGCCCAAAAACAUUCGCGUCAAUACUAUUAAUCCGGGUGUAACGCAUGUGAAAGAGCCUAUGAACCCAAUGGAAAUACUUGCGGCCAAAUACACGCCAUUGGGAAGAGUGGGUCAACCCCUAGACAUCGCCCGUGCGGUCGCAUUCCUGGCCUCCACUGACGCCCAGUUUAUUACCGGCGCCAAUGUGUUAGUCGAUGGCGGCUUUGUAUAUAAUAUCGGUGCAUUAAAUACAAUGUAAACUCUGUUAAACAUUGACUUAUUAUGAUUGAAUUAAACCAAUAUUAUUUUGAAAAUAAACA
Molecule: messenger RNA, 971 nt
Organism: Medioppia subpectinata
Lineage: Eukaryota; Metazoa; Arthropoda; Arachnida; Sarcoptiformes; Oppiidae
Source: the annotation of a GenBank genome assembly